CGGGGCUGCUCGGUUUUCUUUGAGAUGUCCACACCCAUCUGACGGAGCCCUUGCCGCUAUGCCAUGGGCGGCUGGGGACGGCGGGGUGACUCUCGCGAAAGGAGCCGCGACGCGCGGCCGCGGGACGCACGGGACGUGCGGGACGUGCGGGACGUGCGGAGCAGUGACCGCUACGGCGAGCGCGGUGAGCGCUACGAGCAGCGCGGCAGGGUUUACAGCCCACCUACCGAGCGACGCGAGCGAAGCUCGCAGCAUGGUCGUUCCAGUGAAGCUCGGAGGUCGAGGUCGCGGAGGCCGGACUUUGAAAAAACGCCUCCGGUGAGGGAGGCCUUGCCGCGGCGCCGCCGCGUCCCCGUCGUGGAUCAAACGGAGGCGGCGCCGGGCACCACAGCGGCGCCUAAGGUGAAGCCACUGCGCAAGAGCAAAUGGGACGAUCGAGGAGACGGUGGCGGUGCCAAUGCCGUGCCGGACUGGGUGAAGGAUCUUGAGCCUCGACCCGUUGCCACGCCGCUGCCACAAAACCCGUCUCCUCACGACGGAGGGCCAAUGGUAUCCAGAGAUAGCCUGAGGCGCAAAACGAUGCGCUUGAAAUCGGUGCAGAUCCGGGUGCUACUGGGUCGAGGGGGAGAAAACAUCAAGCAGAUCUGUGACCGGACCAAUGCGGAGAUCAAAGUGGAUCACGAUCGAAUUUCCGAUGAAGGUGAUAUCAACAUCACGGGUGACGUCGUGAGGGCCGAAGCCUUGAUCCGGGAGACCUUGGCGCAGAAAGGUUGUCCCAUGGACGAUGAGUUGUCCCAACCGGUGGAGGAUGAAUUGCUCCAAGUGCCAGGUGACAUGGUAGGUUUGUUUAUCGGUCGAGGAGGGGAACACAUCAAGGCCAUCCGCGAUGCUUGUGGUGGAAGUUUGUACAUUGGCGUGAACCCUCCACCCGAGGGGGUCGGUCUCCACAAGAUCCAAAUUGUGGGCGAUCAGCGAGAGAAGGCAAGAGAGAUGGUGUUGCUCCGGCUGAAGGAGAUGUGGGAAGCCGAAGCCAAGAAAGAAGCCAUGCCAGCCUCCCGGCCGCCGCCGCAGCCAGCGCCGCGUCCAGCCGCGGUGCCGAUGGCGCCCACCACGCCAAAAGCACCGGCCAUGGCUGUGGCGAAUGUGGCGAAUUUCAACAGUUGGGGGUCUUGGGAUGACUGGAGUGACUGGUGGGGCGAUGGAUCCCAUGGAUCCCAUGGCAUGCAGCCAGGCAUGUUCAACGCCAUGACUAUGGCCAUGGGCAACGGCAUGGCUUCUAUUGGCCGGCGGCCACCAGCGCCACCAGCGCCGCAGUGGAUGGGAGAGACGCAGCCUGUGGUUGCUGAAGCCCCGAGCCCUUGGCGAGAACAUGGAGGUACUCAGGUGGCAGAGCCAGUGGCUGAGAUAGAGGAAGAGAACCCUUGGGCCGGCAUCGUGCCAGAGUGCGAACUGCCGAGCUGAGAUGGUGACAUCUAACCGAAAGCUGAGUUUUUUCCACGGAAGUUAGUCGUUUCUGUUCAACCACAUGGCUAUUGGUCAAAACCCUGGCACCUAGUGAAC
This is a messenger RNA of Cladocopium goreaui, 1560 nucleotides long. The record is from the annotation of a GenBank genome assembly. NCBI's taxonomy places the organism in Eukaryota, Dinophyceae, Suessiales, Symbiodiniaceae.